AGUUCACUCGGGAGCUUAGGUCUCUUUGGUUGAUACAAUUCAUUCACCAAUGACGUCUUACGAGAGACUGCCAAAACGCCAUAAACAACCUCUUCGCGCCAUGAUGCACCAGAUAAACUCCAACUCACACAGGCAUGCCUGCUCAACGCAACCCUCCAAAUGCCCUAACCUGAGACUUUAUCCGGGGUCUGGACUGAGUCUUUAACACACCCCAUGCACGAUUGUCACAUUCCGCCCUGUAUCAUCUCACCAAGGACCCUGAGCAGAUCAUACCAAGCCACCAACACACCCCUCUGCUGGAUCCGUGUCUUCGCUGGGGCAUUA
Messenger RNA from Ilyonectria robusta, 324 nucleotides. RefSeq lists its product as uncharacterized. The transcript has a single exon. NCBI's taxonomy places the organism in Eukaryota, Fungi, Ascomycota, Sordariomycetes, Hypocreales, Nectriaceae. The coding region runs from base 50 to 205 and encodes 51 amino acids. The record is from RefSeq and is a predicted model, not a curated record.